Messenger RNA from Penicillium daleae, 993 nucleotides. RefSeq lists its product as uncharacterized. The transcript has a single exon. The record is from RefSeq and is a predicted model, not a curated record. Lineage: Eukaryota; Fungi; Ascomycota; Eurotiomycetes; Eurotiales; Aspergillaceae. Bases 1 to 993 code for a protein of 330 amino acids.
AUGGUUCUUCAGGUCCUUGAUAUCCCUUCAUUUUUGGACCCUCUGCGGUCCCAGUUGGACUCCUCGCGCCGCUUCCAGAUUCAGUCGCUCACCCUCCGGCGUAUCACCGAAAUCGUUUCUCCAUUUCAUGGAAAUUAUUUUCCGGUCCGCAGCUACGAGCCGUUCGUUGCGGGAAUAUUCUCUCGGCAAGGACUCAACAUUGGCGCGGGGAGUGAAUCAAAGACCGAAUCGGCCCUUAUUCGGCGGAAUUUCACUCUGGGGGGCGUCAUGAUUCAACCUCUUACUGUGAAAGAUACCCAAGGCCAGAUCCCUGGUGGCAAUAACAUAUGGCUACUAUCUCGCCAGCCAUUCUUCAAGAACAAGGCCCCCGUCGCUCGGUUUGAUAUUACGCUUUCAGAUACACCAAUGCGCUGGCCUUAUUCAGACUCCAGAUCGCUUACUGGUUUCGCUCCAUGGACUCUGUGGGAUGAUAGAUAUUGGUUCCGAUUUCAAGUAACCUCCGCCGAGAAAGACAAAGAUCAAAAGAAUCGGCCUGCCAAGACACGCGCCCUGACACUGGUCAUCCGUCCAUUUGAAAGGUCUGAUUUCUCCAAGAUCAACCUUGACCCUUCACUGGUGCCAGAAAUGAAACCCAAGAAGAAGAAGUUCGCGACAAUCCUACGGAACUUGGUCAGAAGUCGCGUUUCCGAAGAAGCUCCAGGGUCGGCGCGUUUCACGCUUCCGGUGUUGGCGGUGGAAGGGCCCAGCGAAACGUCAAAGCCAGCAAACCAUGAGACUGAGCAGCUUAUAGCUUUACCGACUCUUGAUUUCCCGUUGGAUCCAUUGGCAAAGAAAAGGGCAACAAAUACAUGGGAGUUCACUUAUGCGGAAGAAAAAUGGAAAGUGAAAUGGGAAUGGAUGUACAAAAGGGUUGAUGUCGAGGCAAUCCGCCUUAUGGGCGGGCCCGUCGAAGUCGAAGCUGAAUCGGCUAGUGUACACAACAAGAAGGUAUGA